AUGGAGGAAUUACGACAAGUAAUUUUGGGAGAAGCCCACCGAUCCAGAUACUCAAUAUACCCUGGUGCCACUAAGAUGUACAAAGAUUUGAAGGCUAUGUAUUGGUGGCUCGGGAUGAAGAAAAGUGUGGCAAGGUUCCCGAUAUGUUGGGCUGAGGUAGGUGAACGCCAAAUCUUGGGACUCAAGAUAGUUCAGGAGACGUCAGAAAAGAUAAAACUCAUUCGAGAAAGAAUCAAGAAAGCUCAGAAUCGUCAAAAGUCCUAUACGGAUACUAGAAGAAGGAAUUUAGAGUUCCAAGUUGGUGACAAAAUGUAUCUAAAGAUAUCUCCCCUAAGAAUGGUAACUCAAAGCAACAAGAAAAAUGGCAAGUUAAGUCCCAGGUAUAUAGGUCCGUAUGAUAUAGUGGAAAGAAUUGGACCAGUCGCUUAUCGACUCGCUCUACCCAUGGACCUAUCAAACCUCUACGAUGUAUUUCAUGUAUCGCAACUCCGUAAGCAUGAGCCAGAGCCCUCUCAAGUAAUGCCAACCGAAGUUGUCAAGGUUCAAGAAAAUCUUUCAUACUUUGAGAAACCGGUCAAAAUUUUGGAUCGUAGGGAUUAA
This is a messenger RNA of Diospyros lotus (date-plum), 600 nucleotides long. RefSeq lists its product as uncharacterized. NCBI's taxonomy places the organism in Eukaryota, Viridiplantae, Streptophyta, Magnoliopsida, Ericales, Ebenaceae. The transcript has 2 exons. The coding region runs from base 1 to 600 and encodes 199 amino acids. The record is from RefSeq and is a predicted model, not a curated record.